Physeter macrocephalus (sperm whale) is the source of this 2148-nucleotide messenger RNA. RefSeq names its product SEC62 homolog, preprotein translocation factor (gene SEC62). The record is from RefSeq and is a predicted model, not a curated record. The coding region runs from base 90 to 1286 and encodes 398 amino acids. NCBI's taxonomy places the organism in Eukaryota, Metazoa, Chordata, Mammalia, Artiodactyla, Physeteridae. The transcript has 9 exons. Gene Ontology annotation, biological process: post-translational protein targeting to membrane, translocation. Gene Ontology annotation, cellular component: endoplasmic reticulum membrane; endoplasmic reticulum.
UUACAUAACAGCCCCGCGGCGCGCUCUCGCGAUAUUUCCGCCGCCCCCGCCUACCUCCACGUCAGAGGGAACCGGGCGGAGCGGCCAACAUGGCGGAACGCAGACGACACAAGAAGCGGAUUCAGGAAGUUGGUGAACCAUCUAAAGAAGAGAAGGCUGUAGCCAAGUUUCUUCGAUUCAACUGUCCAACAAAGUCCACCAAUAUGAUGGGUCACCGGGUUGAUUAUUUUAUUGCUUCAAAAGCAGUGGAUUGCCUUUUGGAUUCAAAGUGGGCGAAGGCCAAGAAAGGAGAGGAAGCUUUAUUUACAACGAGGGAGUCUGUGGUUGACUACUGCAACAGGCUUUUAAAGAAACAGUUUUUUCAUCGGGCACUAAAAGUAAUGAAAAUGAAGUAUGAGAAAGACAUAAAAAAAGAAAAAGAGAAAGGAAAAGCUGACAGUGGAAAAGAAGAAGAUAAAAAGAGCAAGAAAGAAAAUCUAAAGGAUGAAAAGACAAAAAAGGAAAAAGAAAAAAAGAAAGAUGGUGAAAAGGAAGAAUCCAAAAAGGAGGAAACUCCUGGAACUCCCAAAAAGAAGGAAACUAAGAAAAAAUUCAAGCUUGAGCCACAUGAUGAUCAAGUUUUUCUGGAUGGAAAUGAGGUAUUUGUGUGGAUCUAUGACCCAGUUCACUUUAAAACAUUUGUCAUGGGAUUAAUUCUUGUGAUUGCAGUGAUAGCAGCCACCCUCUUCCCUCUUUGGCCAGCAGAAAUGAGAGUAGGUGUUUAUUACCUCAGCGUGGGUGCAGGCUGUUUUGUAGCCAGCAUUCUUCUCCUUGCUGUUGCUCGUUGCAUUCUGUUUCUCAUCAUUUGGCUCAUAACUGGAGGAAGGCACCAUUUUUGGUUCUUGCCAAAUCUGACUGCUGACGUGGGCUUCAUUGACUCCUUCAGGCCUCUGUACACACAUGAAUAUAAAGGACCAAAAGCAGACUUAAAGAAAGAUGAGAAGUCUGAAACCAAAAAGCAGCAGAAGUCCGACAGUGAGGAAAAGUCAGACAGUGAGAAAAAGGAAGAUGAGGAAGGAAAAGUAGGACCAGGAAAUCAUGGAACAGAAGGCUCAGGUGGAGAACGGCAUUCAGACACAGACAGUGACAGGCGAGAAGAUGACCGAUCCCAACACAGUAGUGGAAAUGGGAAUGAUUUUGAAAUGAUCACAAAAGAGGAACUGGAACAGCAAACAGAUGGGGAUUGUGAAGAGGAGGAAGAAGACAAUGAUGGAGAAACAACUAAAUCUUCACAUGAAAAAUCAUAAUCUGACUAAUUUGGGGACUAAAUAAGUGCAAGAGGAAAUCCAAACUGAUUUGUACGACAUUCAGAGUAAGGUGGUCAUCUCCAACAGAGGAAGCAAGCAGCAUUGGUUGGAAGGUGAUGGCUCUUCUUCCCGUUUCCUUGUCAUAAAGUAAAAUGUAUUCUGUACAUAAUUUACAAAUAAACAUUUUAUUUUAAUUGACUUCUUAUUUAGACAUUUUCUCAACACUUAAAUUUGUAAAAUUAAGACCAUUUAAGCAUAUGUUUUUAGAGAAACGGAAGUUUCAAUAACCCACAAAACAUCUGUGAUCUUUCUGCAGCAGCUUCAGUUUUGUGCCAACAUUCCAUGUAUUUGAAUAUGAAUUAAAACGAUCCUUAUUAAAUAAGAGCAGACAAAGUAGCUGUUUGUAUGCCUUAAUGUUCAUUUUGAUUUAUCUUAAAUCUCUACAUUCAGAAAUGGGGUGCUGUAUUAUCAGACCAGGAGGACUGCUAUGAAAGAUAAUUUACUGUUCUAAAAUAUCAGUUUAAAAUAAAGAACAUAAAAGAAAACAUAAGAGAACCAUUGGACUCUAAUUGCUUUAAACUAGUUUUGCAGUUUGAUUUCAUGUCUUGCAAACCUUAGUUACAAAUCUUUAGGAAAAAUCAUGUGUUUACUUACGAGUAUAAUCAUUCCUUGGAGUUAUACUCUUAUAAAAUGAUAAUGAAUAUUAUUUUCCUUCAGUCACAGUGAGAACAUUUUGCUUUGUAGUUGAAAUAGGUGGUGUGUAUAGGUCUUCAUUUUUCUUUAGGCAGUUUCCCACCUAAAGUUAGACUAAAGAUGUUAAAUUUUUCUAAUUGUGAAAAAGUACACUUUCUGUAUACUGACA